This is a messenger RNA of Momordica charantia (bitter melon), 1346 nucleotides long. Its product is annotated as protein BIG GRAIN 1-like E. The record is from RefSeq and is a predicted model, not a curated record. Gene Ontology annotation, biological process: auxin-activated signaling pathway. Lineage: Eukaryota; Viridiplantae; Streptophyta; Magnoliopsida; Cucurbitales; Cucurbitaceae.
CUCAACAAAAACCCUCCUCAUAGUCACAUUAUUGCUCCUCAAUUCCACCAUUAUUUCCAUGUGGGUCUUCCUCUUAACUCAUCUCCCAUAUAACACCUCACAUUCUUCAACAACAAUCCUUCCCUCUCCCUCUAGUUUUCUCCAAGCUUUGCAGAGAUGAUGAACAAGAAGAUGUUCCACCAUAGGAGAGCUUCCAAGGAUCAGCUCGAGGCGUUCGAAGCUGCUGCUUCUGCUGCAAAGUUCACUCAGAAAGUGAAGAAGAAAGACCACAAAGGAUGGAUCAAAGGAAGAAUCAGCUUAGACAUGCAGGUGAAGAACAUCCUUAAUCUUCCCCAACAUAAUAAUUCUCACAGUGUUGAUCAAAAGCAAGUUGUGAAAGAUAUUGAUCACAACAAGAACUUGAAGCAGCAGCCGAGCUCCCCCGGCGGGAGACUCGCCAACUUUUUGAACUCUCUCUUCAGCCAUUCUUCUGGUUCUUCUAAGAAGAAAAACAAGCCCAAAUCUUCCCUUCAAUCCAUGGAGGAUAUGGAACAAUUGCACCAAAGCCCAAGAGGAAGAAACUCCAAGAGAAGGAUCAGCAUCAGCCAUUCAGAUCAUACAAAGUUCAUCUAUUCUUCCUCUCCUCCUUCAGGGUUCGGAACGCCGCCGCGUGAUCAGGUCCAAACCCCGACAAAGAGGUACAAAGAACUAUUGUCGUUUUCGAAGUUGAACCGACAUAUAAGAUCAGCGGUGGCAUUGCAGAAACCCGGCGUGGACGAGGAGAAGAGAAGGAAAGACGAGGCGGGUUGUGUGGAGAAACAGAAGAAGAAGAAGAAGAAGAAUUGUGGAGAGAAAGAUAGGGGUUGGGUGGAGAAAAUGGUAGCAGAAGAAAUUGAGCUGAGAAAAAUUGAUGACAUUAUAGAUAAUAUUAUUGAUGAUGACGAUGAUGGCGGAGAGACUGAUUCAAGUUCUGAUCUGUUUGAGCUUCAGAUUUAUGAUUUGGAUUAUUACUCCACUGGAUUGCCUGUGUACGAAUCUACUGAUAUUGAUACCAUUAAGAGACGAAACUCCAUCUCUAAUGGCGUUUGUUGAGUUGGAAGAAAAAAGGAGAAGAGAAGAAGAGAAGCUCUUUUUUUUUUUGUUUUUUUGUUUUUGGGUUUUGUUUAUGUGCAGUAAUUUGGGAUUUUUUUUUUCUAUUUAUCUUUGUAAUGGGGGUUUUUUAGAGCAAGAUUAAUGAGCAAGUGGUGGAACAGAAAUGAAAUCACUUGGUUUGUAGAGGGGAGUGACUAAUAUAAGAUUGGUUUUUGAUUUUGUAAUUAAAAUUUUCAGGUACUGUAUAUCUUAAUGACAAUGGAUUAAUUUGAUUA